Suillus clintonianus is the source of this 882-nucleotide messenger RNA. RefSeq lists its product as uncharacterized. Lineage: Eukaryota; Fungi; Basidiomycota; Agaricomycetes; Boletales; Suillaceae. The coding region runs from base 1 to 882 and encodes 293 amino acids. The record is from RefSeq and is a predicted model, not a curated record. The transcript has 3 exons.
AUGGAAAAAAUGAACUUAGCCUCUACUAGCACUUCCUGCGAUGAGGAGCCAACUCUGAGUCAAGUUCGUUGCCCCUAUCCUUAUGCGCCUGUGACUCCUCAGGCUACCCAUGAUGACAAUUCAAAGCUCUCUUCUCCUUUCAACUCGCCUCCAAGCUCUCCCCCAUCAAUUGGAAUAUCAGAGCCUGGGGGUAUCAUCUCAGAGGAUGAUGACUUCCCUGUGACACCUAAUUCUAAGCGGUCCGGUGGUAAACACCGUGCCGCUGAUACCUUUCCUCACCAAGAAUCACAUCACACCUCCGACUCGGAGUCAAAGAGACACACCAAACACUUUCAUCCUUAUCACCACCGGCGGCCGAUGUUAGGAGACAAACAUCAUGAUCGUGCUGAGCAAAUCUUGCGCAGAAAUUCAUGUAACCAGUACUCAGAAGGUAUGAGCACCGAGGACCAGGAGGCGUUAUUGAGACAUAUAGAGAGCAUGAGCACGCACUCCUUCCACUGCGCUAUUCACUACAAGGAAGCGGUUCGUGAGACCUUGCGCUUGGAAUUCUUGUACAGAGGGUGGUUGCUUGAGACGUCAAGAAGGCUGAACGUCUUCAACGAGUCAUUACACCAUGAAUCGGAAACGGAGCUUGGGAGAGCGGAUCAAGAAUUGCGGUGGCUAUUACAUGUGCUUAUUCACCGCGGGGAAACACCACGUGCAGCCGCUAUCCAUCAAGAUCAUGAUGGAGUCCCAUAUCUUACUGCAGCUCGAGAGGGCAGCAGGAAAGCUCUCGAUCAUGCUGAUGCUGAGAUUGCUAUUUUAAAACAAUCAUUUCCCAACGGAGAGAAGGAUGAUUGUGACAACAAAUCGGAAGCCGUCCGAGCUGAUGCUGUGUUGUAG